AUGACCAUCCCUACUGUCUCAAAAUCAGAUAAGGGUCUCUACUGGUGUGAACACCCACAGAGAGGAGAGUCACCAAAGAGCUGGAUCACUGUGAGAGCUGAGACCUGCACCAGUACAGGGCCUGCCUAUUCAGAGCUGAAACAGGAAGAUGAUGGAGAUGGAACUACAUCCCAGGUUGUGGUUUAUGCCCACAUUGACAGGAAUCGAAAGAAGCUAAGGAAAAGCAAAGGUCCAGUUAAAGCAGUAGAUGUAGAGCCAGUUUAUUCUGAGGUGAGGCCAGAGUGUCCAACAGAAAGUCGAAAGCCUGUUGUGAUCCUGCAGCCUGAUAAACAGACAUUCAGAGGAGAGACUGUCACUCUCAGAUGUGAAAUACAGGGAGAGAAAGACACUGACUGGGAAUACAGCUGGUAUAAGAAGAGUUCUUCACUCAGUCUUGUCAGUAAAAAUCAGACAUACAGAAUCAGUCCUGUUAAUCAAUCCCACAGUGGUGAAUACACCUGUAGAGGAAAAGACAGAAGAGACUCACAGAACUCAGAGAUGAGUGAUGCUGUAACACUGACUGUGUCAUCAGAAUCAAAACCAAAACCUCAACUCACCUCCAGUCUUAAAGGAGAAGUACUGAGAGGACACACAGUUACUCUGAGCUGUAAACCGGACCAGUCCACAGGAUGGGAGUUUUACUGGUACAGACACACACAGAACUCUUCAGCACUGACACAGACUGAUAAAGACUCCUACACAAUCAGUUCUGUUACAGACUCUGAUGGAGGACAGUACUGGUGCAGAGCUGGAAGAGGAAACCCAGUCUACUACACACAAUACAGUGAUGCAGUCUGGCUAAAUGUUCCUGCUCUAACAAAGCAUGUCUGUGAUGCUGAAGAGGGAUCAAGUGAUGUGACUUACGCUCAGAUUGUGAUGAAAAACAUGAAAAUAAAGAACAAAGACCUGUUCUCCCCUUUGCCCUCUGGUGUAAAGAUCUUUGCUGGUUACCUGACCUCAGUAGGAAUGGUGGGGAUCCAGGUCUACCUAGUUGCCCAGUAG
Molecule: messenger RNA, 1041 nt
Organism: Chanos chanos (milkfish)
Lineage: Eukaryota; Metazoa; Chordata; Actinopteri; Gonorynchiformes; Chanidae
Product: basement membrane-specific heparan sulfate proteoglycan core protein-like
Exons: 9
Coding region: 1-1041 (346 amino acids)
Biological process (GO): cell surface receptor signaling pathway; immune response
Cellular component (GO): external side of plasma membrane
Molecular function (GO): transmembrane signaling receptor activity
Source: RefSeq, a predicted model, not a curated record